CUUGGAGAAACCCCUUGUAUAAAUAAAUGAGGUUCUUAUUCAUUUGCUUAAGACAAACUCUCUUAUGUUAUAGAUCAUAUAUAGUACACUAGUUUCUAGGUGUUCUAAUUUAAGCUGUAGAAAUGGUUGAUAGUCCCAUAAAAUUCUUGACACUUCUUGCGCUCGUUUGUUGUAUUGUUGUUCCGCUGGUCGAAGCAAGAGUCCGGCUGUACAAAUGGGAGGUGAAGUAUGAGUUCAAGUCCCCGGACUGCUACAAGAAACUUGUUAUUACUAUCAACGGCAGAACACCCGGUCCAAGCAUCGUUGCGCAACAGGGGGACACCAUCGUCGUGGAGCUCAAGAACAGCUUGCUCACUGAAAAUGUUGCUAUCCACUGGCAUGGGAUUAGACAGAUUGGAACACCUUGGAUGGAUGGAACAGAAGGGGUGACUCAGUGCCCAAUUCUGCCUGGUGAAACUUUUGUGUACAGAUUUGUAGUGGACAGACCUGGGACAUAUUUGUAUCAUGCACAUUAUGGUAUGCAAAGAGAAGCUGGUUCCUGAUGGAGAAACAGAGCCGUUCUCAUAUGACUACGACAGAAGCAUAAUCCUCAACGAUUGGUACCAUAACAGCACGUAUGAACAAGCUGCCGGCCUCUCCUCAAUUCCCUUCGUGUGGGUUGGAGAACCUCAGUCGAUUUUGAUACAUGGGAGAGGGAGAUUUAAUUGUAAUACACCGGGGAUCGAGGCUGGGUUAUGCAAUGCAACAAGCCCAGAAUGUGUACCUUAUGCAUUAACAGUUGUACCAGGCAAGACGUACCGUCUUCGGAUUGGAAGCUUGACCGCUCUAUCAGCGCUGAGCUUUGAGAUUGAAGGCCAUAACAUGACAGUGGUUGAAACUGAUGGUCACUAUGUGGAGCCAUUUGUGGUGAAAAAUCUCUUCAUUUACUCUGGAGAGACUUACUCUGUUCUAAUCAAGGCCGAUCAAGAUCCUUCAAGAAACUAUUGGGCUAGCGCUAAAGUUGUUAGCCGAAAUAGUACAACCCCUAAUGGCCUAGCCAUCUUCAAUUACUACCCUAAUCACCCUAGAAGAAACCCUCCGACGCCUCCUCCAGUUGGACCACGUUGGGAUGAUGUUGGGCCAAGAUUGUCCCAAAGUUUAGCCAUUAAGGCCCAUCAUGGCUACAUCCACCCACCCCCUCAGACAUCCGACCGUGUCAUCGUCAUGCUCAACACGCAAAACCGAGUAAACGGCAACGUUCGUUGGUCUGUCAACAACGUCUCCUUCAACCUCCCCCACACGCCUUACUUGAUCGCCUACAAGCACAAUUUGUUGCACGCUUUUGAGCAAACACCACCUCCCGAUGGCUACGACUACGCAAACUACGACAUCUUUAGCGUUGCAAAAAAUGUGAACGCCACCACUAGCAACGGCGUGUAUAGAUUGCGAUUCAACACGACGGUCGAUAUUAUUUUGCAGAACGCAAAUACCAUGAACCCAAAUAACAGCGAGACGCACCCAUGGCAUCUACACGGGCACGAUUUCUGGGUCGUGGGCCAUGGAACGGGCAAGUUUGACAAGUUCAAUGAUCCAAAGAAGUACAAUUUGGUGGAUCCAAUUAUGAAGAACACUGUGGCUGUUCAUCCAUAUGGGUGGACUGCAUUGAGAUUCCGGGCUGAUAAUCCGGGUGUUUGGGCUUUCCACUGCCAUAUAGAGUCCCAUUUCUAUAUGGGUAUGGGUGUGGUUUUUGAAGAAGGGGUUGAAAGAGUGGGAAAAUUGCCCACAUCUAUAAUGGGAUGUGGUGAUUCUAAAGGAUACCACAGGCCUUAGAAAUUUUUUUUUUUUUUUCGCUCUUAUUUGUUUUUGUUUUAUUUCAAUUCUUUGAAAAUUGUUAGUUGUAAAUAGUUUCAAGAAAGGGUGCAAAAGGCCCAUAAAUCAUGUCAUCAUAUGGGUUUUUGAGAUAAGUCAUUAAGAAAUAGGAGGUAUAAUCGCGAUUUUGGCUUCAAACACAGCUAUUUAUGCGUUUUAGUUCUCAAA
Molecule: messenger RNA, 2016 nt
Organism: Sesamum indicum (sesame)
Lineage: Eukaryota; Viridiplantae; Streptophyta; Magnoliopsida; Lamiales; Pedaliaceae
Product: Cupredoxin superfamily protein
Cellular component (GO): extracellular region
Molecular function (GO): copper ion binding; oxidoreductase activity
Source: RefSeq, a predicted model, not a curated record